GCAUUCUCUCCCCAUUCAUGCAACAACACUCCUGCAGCGUGUUAAUAUCUGCUAUCUGUGUUUAUGAUCAUUCUGUCUGAUCAUCAGAGACCUACAAGAGACCUACUGGUGUGUUCAGACUGUGUAUUCUGUGGUUCACACACAGGACAGAGUGAGCACCGCUGAUAAUACAGGAGCAACAGAAAGAGGACGAGUGAACAUACAGUGAGUGCAGGUGAACAGCUACAAUCUGCACCACGUGUCGUCAACAUGGAGGAGGACGAACAGAAACAAGACUUUCUCUAUUGUGAGGAGUGUCAGUCAUUUUUCACUGGUGAAUGUGACGUUCAUGGUGCUCCAUUGUUCAUUCCUGACACUCUUGUGCCAGUGGGGGCUGCAGACCGGGCCAGACUAACCCUUCCUGUUGGACUGGAGGUUCUCACAUCCAACAUUCCCAAUGCAGGACUCGGGGUGUUUAACCAGGGAGAGAUUCUUCCAAUCGGAGCACAUUUUGGCCCUUAUGAAGCAGAAGAAAGCAAAAUGGAGGAAGCUGUCAGCAGUGGAUACUCAUUUGUGAUAUACAAGAGAAAACACUUGAAUGAAUAUAUAGAUGCAAGAAGAGAAACACACUCGAACUGGAUGAGAUAUGUAAAUUGUGCUCGCCGUGAAGAGGAACAAAAUCUGGUGGCAUUUCAGUAUAAAGAAGCGAUUCUGUACAGAUGUUGCCGGCCAAUCAAAACUGGAGAAGAAUUGCUAGUCUGGUAUGGAGAGGAGUAUGCCAGAGAUUUAGACGUCACUUUUGACCAUCUAUGGAACACUAAAUGCUUUGACAGAGAGAACGGUUCCUGUCCAGGGUUUUCCUGCUCUGUGUGUUCAUUGUCAUACACGGAUCAAACCUAUCUCCACAAACAUAUGAGAAGAUGCCAUCCUGAGGAGUGUGACAAACUGCUGACAUUUGUAGAGAUAAAGAAUGAGGACAUACUUAAAACGACUUUGAAAACAGAACAUGAUCAUGUGUUAUCUGAUAAUCUCUGCUCUACCAAUCCAGACGAACUAAAACAUAGAAAAGAAGGCAAGAAGAAAACUCAUCAUUGUGCAGAUUGCGGAAAGAAUUUCUCUUGGUUAAGUCAUCUUAUUGCACACAAGAGCACACACACAGGAGAGAAGCCUCAUCACUGCCCACAGUGUGGGAAGAAUUUCUCUCGGUUAGGUGAUCUCCGUAAACAUCAGCGUAUACACACAGGAGAGAAGCCGUAUUACUGCAGACAGUGCGGCAAGAGUUUCUCUUGGGUAGGUGAUCUCCGUGUACAUGAGCGUAUACACACAGGAGAGAAGCCGUAUCACUGCACACAGUGUGGGAUGUGUUUCUCACGGUCAAGUAUUCUUAGUGAACACCAGCAAAUACACACAGGAGAGAAGCCUUAUCACUGCUCACAGUGUGGGAAGAGUUUCUCUCGGUCAAGAAUUCUAAGUGAACACCAGCGAAUACACACAGGAGAGAAGCCAUAUCACUGCACACAGUGUGGGAAGAGUUUCUCUCGGUUACGUGAUCUCCGUGUACAUCAGCGUAUACACACAGGAGAGAAGUCGUAUUACUGCUCACAGUGUGGCAAGAGUUUUUCUCAUUCAAGUAAUCUCAGUAAACACCAGCGAAUGCACUCAAGAGGGAAGCCGUAUCUCUGCUCACAGUGUGGUAAAAGUUUCUCUCAUUUGGUUAAUCUUAGUAGACACCAACAAACGCACACAGUAGAUAAGCUGUAUCCUUGCUCACAUUGUGGGAAGAGUUUCUCUCGGUCAAGUCUUCUUAGUAAACACCAGUGCAUACACACAGGAGAAAAGCCUCAUCAGUGCACACAGUGUAUGAAGAGUUUCUCUCGGUCAAACAAUCUUAAAAGACAUCUGGACUCACACACAGGAGAAAAGCCUCAUCACUGCACACAGUGUGGUAAGAGUUUCUCUCGGUCAAGCAAUCUUAAAAGACAUCUGGACUCACACACAGGAGAGAAGCCAUAUCACUGCUCACAGUGUGGGAAGAGUUUCUCUCGGUCAAGUCACCUUAGUAGACACCAGCAAACACACACAUAGGAGAAGCCAUAUCACUGCACACAGUGUGGAAAGAACGUCUCUCUGUCAAGUCACCUUAGUAGACACCAGAAAACACACACAGGAGUGAACCUCUAUUACUGUGUACCAUGUGGAAAGAGUUUUAAAAGGAUUAUUGGCCUUCAAAGACGUGCUGAAAAAGCAGUGGAGCAGUAUAGAAGGAUAGACUGGAUCAAGCUCUGAUACAGCAGCAACAGGAGAUGCGGGGCAACAUGGUCUUUUUAGCUUGUUAAUGGCUUACAGUCUUUGAUGGCUCCUUUUCUGAAUGUCUGGUCAAAAGUGAGUUGAGUUACCAAGGUAUUUAAAAUUAUUGACGAUUUCAAUUGUUUGGUUAUUGAUGAGCAUAGGGUGCUGAAGUGAGGGAGGAAUAAUUGUUAUUUCUUUUGUUUUGAUGAUAUUGAGAUGGAGAUGGGUAUCCCCACACCACUGAAUUACGUAUGGAAUGGUGAUGUGGUAAUCAAGAACAGAAUUAUCGUCUGUCAGCAAAGCGAGGAUAGCUUAUUGUCAGAGUAUUUGAGGAAUGUAGUGGAAGGUGAUGGACUAGUGGAGUCAUUAGUAUAUAAGAUGUAAAGAAAUGGGCUUCAUACAUAACCUUGCGGUGCUCAGUAUUGUUUGUAAUUACUGAUGAUGUGGCCAUUUGUACAACUUGCCACCUGUCACCGUUACUCGUUCUGUGGGAAAUAACGCGUCAUUUUAAGCAGAAGGGAAGUUGGAUCAGGUCUAUUUAAAAAAAUAAACGAUUACAUUUGCACAGCAUGAAUGCUUUUGAAUGACGCGUUGAGCUGGUACGAUGAACCCACACACCUCUACGAUCACUCUCUACACGUGUGCAGAGGCUAUUUGCAUACGUCAUAUAAUCCCUGCCUGCAGAAACUAAGGGGUGUUGGAUUGUUCGAAAACACUAUACUGUCUUUCAACGCAAGCUUCGUUGUAUCCCAAAAUGCAGAACGAAAGCGCCAUUCACCAAGAUGACACUGUAGGCUAUAUAUCAAAAAAUGUGACUCCUCACAACUUUUUUCUUCUCUUUAUAGGUUUUUGAGAAUAAACAAGUGAAUGUUGACAUUCUC
Molecule: messenger RNA, 3149 nt
Organism: Triplophysa dalaica
Lineage: Eukaryota; Metazoa; Chordata; Actinopteri; Cypriniformes; Nemacheilidae
Product: zinc finger protein 883-like
Exons: 7
Coding region: 250-2064 (604 amino acids)
Cellular component (GO): nucleus
Molecular function (GO): histone methyltransferase activity; protein binding
Source: RefSeq, a predicted model, not a curated record